This is a messenger RNA of Spizellomyces punctatus DAOM BR117, 3150 nucleotides long. RefSeq names its product pentatricopeptide repeat domain-containing protein. Bases 146 to 3019 code for a protein of 957 amino acids. The record is from RefSeq and is a predicted model, not a curated record. The transcript has a single exon. Gene Ontology annotation, molecular function: protein binding. NCBI's taxonomy places the organism in Eukaryota, Fungi, Chytridiomycota, Chytridiomycetes, Spizellomycetales, Spizellomycetaceae.
CCGAGUUGCAAUGACUUUGUAUACUGAAAGGCGGUAGACCAGCAGUUGAGAAAAUACUGCUUUGAAGCUUCCGAAGGCACCGGUUGUACUUGCUUCUUUUUAGAUAGUCGCGGUCACUUGGACGGGAAACUUUAUUGGCACGGUUAUGUCGAUUGACAUUGCCCGAUCGAAGUCUCUUUCAGCAGCUAGAAACCAUAUAUACAUUGCCUUUACUGCACCAUCUGGCAGAAAGUCAGAUUCAAUCAAGGAAAGGAAAGAUCACGCUAGAAGACGUCGGCGGGCAGGCGGAAGAGGGCCGAGGGACGGGCGGGAGGUGGACCCAAUAAUGGAUUUUUUGGCAUGGCUUUUCCGGACGAAUCGGUCGCGAGGAUGUCUAAAGAAACUGACGACAUCAGGCAUUGCACAUACUGGGCCCCUGAAUGGGUCGAAGCAUUGUCAUCGAAGCUGCUCAUCUAGCCAGAUCUCGAGAUAUCCUGUCGAUCAUCAGUCCAAUCAUCGGCCUGGCAGCGGGACGGUUACAAGAUCUUCUGUAUACCAUGUUGAGAAAUCAAAAACGGGCUCUGUUCUGUUUUCGAUACCAUCCCGUCCAUCUUCAUCCAACUUUGAGCACCGGAAACUCAGCAACGCACCGCGCUGUAGACGCCGGCAGUACACAACCUCCGUGCACCAUAUGUUGGACGAAGAUGAGCCUAUAUUACGCGAAUAUUACAGUCAAAUGGACGAAAGUAAAAGCUUAAAACUCCCAGCCCCUCGAAGUAGUGCAGGCGAUGCCCAGCUAGCGAUAAUGAAGGUCCUGAUCCAAGCGCGUGAUUUUAGGCGAGCACGAGAAUGCUUUGAUGAGAUGAUUGUUAAUGGAUCUAAGCCGAGCGUGGAGAUGAUAAAAGAGCUAUUGGAGCUGACUGAGGAAUGCGCAGAUGGCCGUUUCGCCAAGCGUAUUUAUGAAUACCUAGUGAAGCAGAGUCUGGACCAAGCAGUUGCCCACUUAACACGACCUACGUCAGAGUACCUGCGAAAGGAUGUUCGUGCAAUUGUUUUAGUCGUAGGUGCCCUGAUUCGACGGGGCCGAAUAGUGGAGGCGCGGAAUAUCUACGAGCAGGGUAAAGACGAUGGACUCAAAUACCGGACCGCUAUUUUCAGUACCCUAAUAUGGGCACUAUGCGAGAGAGGGCAGUUAGAGGAGGCAACAUCUAUAUACCAUGACAUGCAGAAGUUUCCACAAGCCAAGCCAGACUCCCCUAUCUUCACGGCCCUAGUGGAAGCGUGUGUCAAAGCCGGAGAUCAACCUGCAUUAUCUUACUUUCAUACGGAGAUGCAGGCACGGGGAGUGAAGCCGGAUGUAGUGCUUUAUACGAGCCUGAUACACGGAUACUUUAGUUUCGAUGAUGCAGCUGCAGCAGUUGAUUGCUUCGAAGAGAUGGUCACGCGCGGCGUGAAACUGGACCGAAUUUUGUACAUGCUGUUCAUUAAUGUUUAUUCGCGCCCACCGUAUGAGGACCCAGACAAGGUCCUGCUUUGGUACGAGUCUAUGCUAAUUGCAGGCUGUCAGCCGGGUGUGGAAGUCUUCACGAAUAUGUUGGCCAUGUUUGCACGCCGAGGUGAUGUGGAAGCGGUAGAAGCGGGAUGUCUUCAAAUGACGAAGCUGGGAAUUCAGCCGGACCUUCAAGUCUACACCACCAUGAUUGCAGUGUACGCUAGGAAAGGCGACUCCAAAAACGCUGAGCGAUGGCUCCGGACGAUGAUGGAAGCAGGGAUCGAGCCGGACAUUUACACGUAUUCGGCACUAAUAAAUACGCAUUGCAAAGCGGGAGAAAUUGAAACUGCUGAAAAGAUUUUCGAACAGCUUAUUGCUCGGUACCAAGCAGCUCGAGAGAAAGGAACGUCAACGCAAGUUGACAGAGCCACAGACGAUGCAGACGUACCGGCAGCAAAGUUGGCUCCGAAUGCAUAUGUUUAUAAUGCGCUCAUCGUAGAAUUUCUUCGAAACGGAGACAGAGACACCGCGCAUCGUUAUCUCGGGGAGAUGUUGGCAGCCCAGGUUCCUCCAGAUACAGCCACGUUUACCGCCCUAAUUCAAGACUAUGGACAAAGGUCUGACACAGUUGGUGCCUUACGCUGUUAUCAAGAUAUGCUUGAUUUCGGAAUCGCACCCAAUAACCACAUCUAUUCUGCCCUUGCCACCGCUUUUGGUAAGGCAGAAGCUGGAGCCCAUCAGAUUGAGCUGCUCCUUGCGGAUAUGGACAAACGGAACAUACGACCCGACCUAAAAACAGUGUCGUCGAUAAUGUUCGCUUUUGGACGCGCAGGACAACCGAAGAAGGUAGUCUUGAUAUGGGAUCGCAUUCAGUCCAUCGGCGACCCCGAUAAUCCCUCACACUCAAGAGGAGAGCCGUUGAUAUCGGUCGAUAGUCAGUGCUUUCAUAUGUUUGCGAGGGCAUGCUUUGAACUGGCGCAGCAACGUCGACAUCAAGAUGUAUCAGAGGCGAAGCAUUGGCUGGAGAGAGUAAUUGACGAAGGACGCCGAUUGAUCGAUAUGGAUUUGGUAUUCAAUCAGCGCACUUGGGCGACAAUGAUUGGAGAGCUGGCGCAGUUUAAUAACGCUGUUACAGCAGCUGAAUUGGUGAUUUACGCUCUAAGUGGCUGGUGUAGAGCGCGCGAUCAACAAGUUAAAGCAACGAGUGAGAAGGACAACCUCGUACAAGAGAGAGGUGCUUUUGAGUCUGCUCCCGCGACAUCUUCGCUGGAUGCUUCCAUCUCAUAUCGAGGCGUCAUUAAGCGAAUGAAAGAGCCCCCGAAUCCUUUUCAACCCGCUCAAACUGCACCUCUUGCUACGCACGGCUUCACUGAAUCAAUUGUGCGGCACUUGGCACUAUCCUUGGUGCAGGUGGGUCGUCCUGACUUGGUGGUACAGUUGCAGUCUCAUUUUACCCACCUGCGGCGGUUAUACCCGGAUGCUGUCAAGCAGGAAAUUUUGGCAGUUUUGAAAGAGAUUGAGAGAGAAUCUGACGGGGCAUUUAUGUAGAGGUGUACAUAGGGACUGGCGUGUAGAUUCAUGCUAUAGUGGUUACAAUCACCUUCGUUCGAACGACAAAUACUAUCCUUAGAACAAGUAGCAUUAAACAGCAAUGUGCAAAAAAAAAGCUAGCACUGCCC